Molecule: messenger RNA, 1459 nt
Organism: Mytilinidion resinicola
Lineage: Eukaryota; Fungi; Ascomycota; Dothideomycetes; Mytilinidiales; Mytilinidiaceae
Exons: 2
Coding region: 319-1338 (339 amino acids)
Biological process (GO): double-strand break repair
Cellular component (GO): cytoplasm; PML body
Molecular function (GO): 5'-tyrosyl-DNA phosphodiesterase activity; single-stranded DNA binding
Source: RefSeq, a predicted model, not a curated record
GGCCACGGGCCCACCUCAGGCGGUGGCGAGAGAAUACGGCGGUCGUGGCAUGGAGGAAUUGAUGUUAUGACGAAGUCGUGGUAGAAGUGGUCAAGCGGCAAGGUGAACCCUCAAGUCGCCAAAUCGUAGGGCUUAAUGACGACUGCGAAGAAAGUAUGCUGGUAAUCGCUUCUAGGUAUCGGCAGUGGGCGUUGUCUGGCGAGUUUAAAAGUCGUUCACUAUGGUUUGCCUACCCCUCGGUCAGAUUCUCGAUCGGACUUAAAUCAGUGACACUCCAAUAUACUUCGUACACAGUCUUGUAUCCUAGUACUAUACAUCAUGUCUGCCAAAGCCGGAUCUAUCGAAGCUACGUUGGCCGCAAAGCUCGCAGAGCCCCCCGCCCAAGUACUCGAUGACUCUCACUACCAGCCAAAGGCCCAAUCCUACUGGGGCUAUGAAGGGGCAAGCUGGCAGGAACACCCACCCACCAUAGCUUCUGGCAGCGCUAAAGCCUCAUCCAUAUGCCUGAUCACUUGGAACAUUGACAUCCUGACUGGCGGAGCGGAGGCACGCAUGGCAGCGGCCCUAGAGCAUCUCGAGAGCCUCGUUUCCAGUGUGCCGGCGUCCCAUCCGAUCGUCAUAUUCCUCCAAGAGAUGGGCCAGUCCGAUAUGGCGCAAAUACGAGCUAGCAGCUGGAUCCAGAAACGCUUCUUCCUUACUGACAUCGACGAAAGGAGCUGGAAUGGUCCUAUGUAUGGCACAACGACCUUCGUGGAUAGGAAACUGCGGGUCUCGCGGCUAUUCCGGGUGCCUUGGGUAACCAAAUUCGAGCGUGAUGGGCUGUUCGUAGACAUUUCCCUGCACGAUGAAUCGAGUGGAGACGCGAGGGUAUUGCGACUGUGUAACACGCACCUAGAGUCCCUCGUAGCAGAGCCUCCGGUCCGGCCCUUACAGCUUGCCUCUGCCGCCAGAUACUUGCACGAACCACACGUGCACGCAGCACUACUCGCGGGGGAUCUCAAUGCUAUUCAGCCUUUUGACCGGACACUCCAUUCAGAGAAUGAGCUAAAGGAUGCCUACUUAGAACUUGGAGGAGUGGAGGACUCCGAAGAGGGCUACACAUGGGGCCAACAAGUACCGCAGUGGAUGAAGGAUAAAUUUGGGUGCAGCAGGAUGGAUAAGGUCCUCUACUGUGGUUUGGUGAAGGUAACGGCACUACACAGAAUAGGAGUGGGAAUCAAGGUUGCCGAUGACAAGAGGCAGGACAUGCGAGACAUGGGAUGUGAAGAAUGGGUAACUGAUCAUUACGGCCUGCUGGCAACGGCUGAACUAGAUGUCCCUUUCUACGCUCGAAUCUAGAGCUUUGAUUGAGCACUCAAGAAUCGAUGGCGAACUAUCAUACUCGCUGGGUGAUUAGGUGAGGACGUAUGGCCCCCUGGACGCCAGAAUAGGGCUUCGCGAUGUACAAACUUCCAGCUCA